AUGACAUCCCCCAAUCCAAUAGCCUCAGCCACGACCACGGGGAAUAUCUCCCACAUGCCAAUACCAAUCGCGGAACUCAGUCCUAUGCUUCAGGAGCCGACCUCAAGAUCAAUCCAAGCAAUAGUGACUUUGACGUGGCCCUAUAGUUCUGCUACCGGCUCCGUCGCGUUCCUCCUGGCCGAACCGGAUUUCCGCUUGCGCCGCACUCGAGGACAGGUUCGUGUACAGUUCGCUGGCUCCAGCGCGAAGUACGUUGCCGAAUCACAUAUUGCCAGUGGCGAUGAGGUCGUAUUAUGCCUGGAUGGCGUGGAAUGGAUACACGAUACGGCAAAUGUAGCAACUCCUGGAAGGGGCAUUGAAUAUGAGCUCAAGUUCACGGAGAGGCUGCGUCUUCAGUUCCGAACGGAAGGCUCCGAGAUUGUAGGAUCGAUCGAUAUCGACCACCCAGUACCAGAAGCGGAGCCAGAACCAGAACGAGAACCUCUAGUCGAAGUAAUACCCAUAGACCCUAUUCCUCCAAGCUUUACAUCACCUUCGCCCUCCAACAUAAAUGGUGCUCCGACCCGAAUAGACCAAGAGGAAGUUAAUGAUGGUAUCUUCUCAUCUCCUGCUUUUGUCAAACGGGCGAGGACAUCCUAUGGAUCUCUCUUUGAACUAGACCCUUUUGCCGAAGAUGACGGGACAGUACCCGGAAAAGGCAGAAAGAGGACAAGAUUAAGUUCCGUAUGGAAGUAUACCAGUCGGUCACCCACACCGGAGGUGGAACAACCUGAAGACGGAAACACUGUCAAUAUUCUGGGGGAAACUCCAGUGAACGAAGGACCCAUUAUGACUGACGAGGGCUGUCAAACUUUCGGAUUGGACGACGGUGAUGCUGCAGAGGCGCUAGCCAGUUUCUCACGGCAAUCUAUUAACGUCGGAGGCGCCACAUAUAAGGAAUCAAUUAUUGCAACUCCAAGACUCUACGAAUUUGCACCCAUUCCCGGCUCAAUUCAGAUUUCGGAUCAGGAAAGAAAUGAUGGAUUCGAAGCCGAACAAGAAGAACGUAUUUCUCCUCAGCCGCGACCGGAAAUUUUCAGGUCUCCACACGUUUCAAAUGAAUUUGUAGCGGAUAUAGAACAAGUUGGACCGGGCCCUGCCAUGCCCUCUGAAGAACGUCGCAAGGGAGUGCAAACAAUCGCAACUGGAAGUUUGUUACUAGAGGAUGGAUAUGAGGACCUCUAUGCGGCUAGUCCCCGUGGCCAUAGAGAUGAAAGCAAUCCAGAUGGCUUCGGGAGCUUCCAUGUUCCGCGCGACGAUAUCAGCAACUUAGACCCAUCUAUUUCAGAACCGGUCGACCAAUUUGUUCCUGAGGUCCUGCAUGACGACCUGCGCGAAUCUGCGGCUCACUUGCAGCACGCUGUAUCUCCGGGUAGAACGGCUGGCAAUUCAAAUGAGAUGAGGGAGGCGGAACUAUUUCACGCUGCACAAGCCGGCGAGAGAAGUCACCCUGAUCAUGGCAGUUCGCCUGCUUCAUCCCCUCUCCAUCCGACCUCGCAACUGUAUCCUGAUCUUGAUGACCUAGCACAGCAAAAUCCGGUUCCUACCUGGGGUGCUCCACUUGCGCCGGUUAUGUAUCCAGACUUGCAAGAGGCUCGGGAACGAAUAGAAGACGAUUCUUCUAGAGCCUCUCGUCCGAUUGCAAUGUCACGAUCUCAAAGCGCCCAGUCGCAAGUAGCAGAUUUGACCGAGAGCAGCAACGAGGAGGUAGAGGACGAGUGCUCUGAGGAAGAUGAGUACAGUAAAUACACCCGGUCUCGAGCACAGAUGGGUUUUGAAGGACGCUCGAUGAAUGAAGAGAAGUACGGGGCAUCAAAGGAGGAUGUAGAGGCGCCUGUGGCAGCCGACGUUCGCAACCACUAUUUACAGCAGGCUGCAACGAGGGCGGAAGAGUACUCCCAAGGCUCACAAGAAGAGCCGGAUGGAUAUUAUGAAGAUGAAGAUGAAGAAGCUGAGGAUUCCGGGCGAUACAUCGGGUUCCCUAAUGGCCGUGCAGAAGACGACGAAGAGCUUGAGAGCAUUGAAGAUGAUGAAGAUGAAGAGGGCGAGGACAGCGAGAGCUAUGAUGAUGAAAUGGAAGAUUACGAGACCCCACACGCGGCUUCUGCCCCAAAAGUGCCAGUAGUCAUAGACUUACUCUCCUCUGACGACGAAGCUACCGAGGAGCCACACGAACCCGGGCCGCCCGUUGUUCCACCGCAGCAAUCUCGGUCUCCAGCCCCAUCUGAAACGAGUGAUCAGAGCGAAGAAAGUGGUUUGGAUGAAGAGAUGCGAGAUAAUCAAGAUUUCUCGUCCUCUGACGAUGAAGCUGCCGAGGAUCUAUCUGGAUCCGAGGAGGAAAUUGUCUCGCCUCAAGACUUCCGGUCUCAAGCUCGGGCCACUGAUAAUGUUGAAGAACACGGCUCACAUGAUGGGAUGCAAAAUAGCCAGAACAUAGCAUCCCCUGACCCACUCCAAACCAACACCGCAUCAGCAGAAGAGUCAGUGACGGAUGGAUCGAUUGAGCAAGAGCAAGAGCAAGAACCAUUAGAUCAGGCUGCUGAACACGAAGAAGUCAAUUCUGAAAUGAAUAUCGAGGUUUCUGGACACAGUUUCAUUCUUGCUGAUAAAUCCUCGGCAAUACAAGAGGAGGGUGGAGACAAGGAAGGUCAAGGUUUGGAAUCCGAGUCAAGUUAUAGUUUGAUUGAGGAAAAAGUCAAGAUCAACGAUGACGAGGAGGAGCAUAUGGAACUGGGCAAUAUCGAAGACGCCAAUAGAACGAAGGCUGAUAAUCAUAGUGAGGAAGCCAAUGAGAUGCCUCCUAAAUCGCCAAGGGGUAUUCCAUCCGAAGCCAAGCGCUCCCCUUCCGGCAUAUCUUUAGACCUGGACGGUGCGAAUGACGGACCCGAUGUCAGAAACGCACUUCCUAUGCUAGUUGAGAACGAUCCCUCCUCGCUUCCCUCGAUUCCGAACAUGAAAGCAACAUCACCUCCGUACGACGAUAAUUUAUUCAGGGGAGAUGGUAUCAAAUUACCCUUCCCCGACCAUACUCAUAUGUCCGAAGCGAUUGUCUCUGCAGAAACUUCAUUUUCUACUGGCCUAGACACACAAAAUUCUGUGUUAGUCUCACAAAACACCUUAAUCACUCAAUUUUCUAGUCAGGCCGAUGAGCCCGCAAAUGAUAUUGAGACUGGAGAAACCAAACCAGAGACUGGAGAUAUUGAGCCUUCCAGCAGUAUUGCUGUGGAUCAACCUGAGCUGACCUCGGCCUCUGACGUGAGGAAACCGUUGACUGAAGAACUCAUACGUGAAAAAAGCCCUGUAAGCAACAUAGAGCAGACCGCGGCGGAGGUCUUAGAAGAAGCGACCGAAGAUGUAGCGCGGCAUGAGACUACUAGACAUAUGGUUUCUGGAGAUGGGAUUGAAGAAAACCUUAAUAGAGAGUUACAGGACUCGACGCAGGCCGACGGCGAACCCCAACUUGAAACGGCGAACCCCCCAGUCAUCACUCUCCGCCGGAGUCAUCGACGUAUCAAAUCUAGGAGCGCAGAGCCAGGCGGAGACGAACUUCAAUCCGAAGUACUGGAAACCGCUACUAUUACACCCCGCCGAAGUCAUCGACGCAUCACAUCUACCUCAUCGAGCGUAGAACCAGGCGGAGAUGAGCUUCAACAUCAAGUACUGGACAACACCACUAUUACUCCGCGCCGAAGCCAUAGACGUAUCAAAUCUACCGCGUCAAGCGUGGAUGCAACCGACAUACAGCCAACAAACCCCGCCAGAAGCGGCGAAAAUAAUGACACCCAGGCAGACCUCCCUUUGCCGAUAGUUACGGAUGAACCAUCAACUCCUAAAGGACACGAUGCAAGCUUUGAAUUGGCACUUUCGUCGCUUGACUCCCCUUCAAAGGGGCAUGCUCUUCGGAAACCUCCAGUUGCUGAUUUGAAACUACGGCUUUCACGGGCAUUGCGGACGGAACUUGGCGAGUUCACUGCUUUAAAAGUGCUUCGAUAUCACCUGAAUCACAAGCUCGAUGUCUUAGCUAUUGUGACGACUACCCCGCCCGAACCGCAACGUAGUAAAGGUGGGCCACGGCACUACCAAAUUACAUUCAAUAUCACCGACCCAUCUAUUGGCCCAAACGGCGUCGCAGAGGUUCAGAUCUUCCGACCGUAUAAAGAAGCAUUGCCCGUUGUUCAAGCUGGUGAUGGUGUUCUGCUUCGCAGCCUCCAAGUGAUCUCAGUCAAGAAUCGAGGGUUCGGCCUGCGUUCUGAACAGAGCGAGGCCAGCAGUUGGGCGGUUUUCAAAGAUGGAGAGGAAGCUGAGGUUCGUGGGCCGCCUGUGGAGUACGGCAUGGCCGAGAAAAAUCAUAUUGUUGAUCUGAAGACUUGGUAUGGGAGCUUGGACGCGGUAGCUAUGGCGAAACUGAAUAGAGCGAAUGCGGAUAAAGGCAGUUCGCCGGGUAAGACACCUAAAAGAACGGGCUGA
Venustampulla echinocandica is the source of this 4506-nucleotide messenger RNA. RefSeq lists its product as uncharacterized. Gene Ontology annotation, cellular component: chromosome, telomeric region. The record is from RefSeq and is a predicted model, not a curated record. Gene Ontology annotation, molecular function: DNA binding. The transcript has 2 exons. NCBI's taxonomy places the organism in Eukaryota, Fungi, Ascomycota, Leotiomycetes, Helotiales, Pleuroascaceae. Gene Ontology annotation, biological process: telomere maintenance. The coding region runs from base 1 to 4506 and encodes 1501 amino acids.